UCCGCAUACAGGUGCUCUAACAUUCUGCAACUGCCUGCUGAGUUGAGCGCAGUGUUAACAUGAUGACGUCAUUAUUCAGAGGUUGCCUGCAACGCUGAAACAAUAGAGAUGAACUUAUGAGGAGGCGGCUCUGUGCAGCUACAUUCCGUCUGUUACCGGUUUAUGCGGUUCUGAAAAAAACAAUCUGCCACUUUUCAUUCUAGGAGUCACUCAGUGUUGUGGUCGUUUUAUUAAACCAAAACCACUGCAGGAAUUAUCUUGUUUCCACGAUGAACGCGGCACGUUUACAUUUGUUGCUGCAUGUUUUUCUGUCGGCCGGCGUGCUGGUUCACGCGUUUGAUCCCUUCGGAAUCUUCUGCAAAUAUUUCACAGAGGAAUGUUGCGAUCCGGAAAUGAUCGUCGUCAAUGCAAAAGGCCUCCAGGUCGACGUGCAAAGCAAACUGUUCGGACAGCACAUCGCGUCACGCAUCAUCCUGAAAGCUGUGACCGGAUUCAUUAACAACAACAACCCCAAGAAGCCCCUGGUGCUCUCUCUGCACGGACCGACCGGCACCGGGAAGAGCUUUUAUAGUCAGCUGAUUGCUGAUAACAUUUACAAAGAGGGAAUGCACAGCAACUUUGUUCAUGUUUUUACAUCUCAACUCCACUUCCCAUAUUUGACUCAUGUUGAUACCUACAAGUCUCAGCUCCAGCAGUGGAUCAAAGGCAACGUCACCAACUGUGGACGCUCCAUGUUCAUCUUUGAUGAGAUGGACAAGAUGCAACGUGGCUUGAUUGACAGCAUAAAACCGUACCUUGAUUACAACCAAAAGCUGGAUGGAGUUUCUUAUCGGAAAGCCAUCUUCAUCUUCAUCAGCAAUGACGGAGGGGAGGAAAUCACACAGACCGCAUUAGAUUUCUGGAAAGCAGGACGAGAUCGAGAAGAGCUGGAGCUAAGAGGCCUGGAAACAGUGCUCUAUGAAUCAGUGUUCAACAACAAGAAAAGUUGUUUGUGGGAUUCAGAUUGGAUCAAAGACGAACUGGUGGACUUUUUCGUCCCCUUUCUGCCUCUGGAGUACCGGCACGUCGUCCAGUGCGUCCUGGCGGAGAUGAAAGCCAGAGGAGUUCCACCCAACCAGAACGUGGCAGAACGGGUGGCCAAAGAUUUAGUGUACUACCCAAAAACUGAGAGAGUGUUCUCCUCCAAAGGAUGCAAGACGAUAUCUAACAAGUGGGACUACUACGGAUAAUGUCCAAUGGACGCUGCCUUCAAUCAAAUUGUGCACUUCAAAAACAAAAAAAUUUAAAUUAUACUAGAUACAUCCAUUUAAUUUGAUUUCAAAUUUAGCUUUACGUUGGACCCUAGUCUGUUUUUGGGGCUCUGCUCCAAACAUGGCAUGCACAUAAGAAAGUGCUAAUUUCAUGUAACCACAAGAUCAAUCUGCAAAAUGCUUGCUGCCAGGAUGAAGGGGAACACGUGUGAGUGUUGGUCUGGUGUGUAAAUAUCAGUAUCCAUGUUACUGGUUGAGAAUAAAAGAAGCUUUUUUCCGUUGAAAAGGUAAAUGGUUGUACUCACAUGGCCGUAAUCAGGGAAUCGGCUGCUUGUGGGCUGUUUCGGUUUCUUUGUAAGUUUCUAUGAUGGUUCCACAAAUGCACCAUGUGCACAAUUUUCGGGUGAAUUUUACACAUGAUAUUUUAACUCUUUUAUUACUUAGCAUUUUCAAACGGAUAAGUUGGCUUUGUAGCCAAGACGCUAAUGUUUCAACGGUGUGAAGCAUUAUUAUAUUUGGUUGGGAUGCAGAUUUCUUAUUUGGCGGUAUGUGGCAGAAUUGUCGGGUUGGACCUGGGUUUUGUGUCCAAAAGGGAAACACUCAAUGUUUGAGCUUAUUUUAGUUGAAUUCAGCAAAGGUAUAUGAUGUACUUAUGCCCGUAAUCAGGGUGGAAUCUGCUCGGUGUUUGCCGUUUCGGUUUCUUUGUCAGCUUCUAACUUCAAUGAUGGUUCCACAAAUGCACCGUGUGCACACUUUUUGCAUAUGAUAUUUUAACUCUUUUUUACUUGUUAAAGUAUUUUUUUAAUGUUUAAGUUGGUAGCCAAUGCUGUAAUGUUUCCACAGUGUGAGGCAUCAUUAUAUUCGUUCGGGAUAAGGAUCUCUUAUUAUAUGUUUAAAAAAUUGGGAUUUUUUUUAAAGCAGGCAUAUUUUGUUCUAAAAGAAGAGGGAACGUGUAGGCAAAUGGUUUCUAAAAUCAUACAGGCUUUAAAAACCACCAAGUUGUUAUUCUGUACAACUGCUUAUACUUCCCUGCAAGUGGAGGAGCUUUAAGUGGAAUAUGAAAGAACAAUAUUUAUUGUGGAUGGAAAAGAAAUAAAACAUGCCGUCACAGUUUCUGAUGCCUUUGAGCCAAAGGUCAUGGACAAUUUAAAGAAACAGCUACACAUUGAUGAGCUAUUUACUGAGAAAAGUGCACCCCGAGAUUCACGUUCGAU
Pungitius pungitius (ninespine stickleback) is the source of this 2464-nucleotide messenger RNA. RefSeq names its product torsin-1A-like. Gene Ontology annotation, molecular function: kinesin binding; ATP hydrolysis activity; ATP binding. The coding region runs from base 270 to 1229 and encodes 319 amino acids. The record is from RefSeq and is a predicted model, not a curated record. Gene Ontology annotation, cellular component: endoplasmic reticulum lumen; endoplasmic reticulum; nuclear envelope. Gene Ontology annotation, biological process: protein localization to nucleus; nuclear membrane organization. The transcript has 5 exons. Lineage: Eukaryota; Metazoa; Chordata; Actinopteri; Perciformes; Gasterosteidae.